UGGUGGGUCCCGGCCAGUGGCCGCCGCCCGGGGGAUGGCGGGUGUCCAUGGGGGCAUCGCCGCCUCUCAUUACCAACCGGGUGUCCCCAGGGAGCGGCUGCGGCGCCCGGGGGCGGCCACUCCUCGUCCCCCGCCUGCCGGGGGCUGCCCCGUUGUGGGGGGAGCGGAGAACGUGUCCCAGCCCGUCCCGCUUGACUCAGUGGGACUGAUAAACGUCAAGAGAUGUCAACUCCCCCUCUCGCUGGGGCAGGCAUGCCACCCGGUGCCUUCUCAGGGACGCAGGCUCAGGCAGCUAGGGAGGUAAAUACGGCUUCUCUCUGUCGAAUUGGCCAAGAGACUGUACAGGACAUUGUAUUUCGAACCAUGGAAAUCUUCCAGCUACUGAGGAACAUGCAGUUACCGAACGGCGUUACUUAUCAUACUGGAACGUAUCAAGACAGACUGGGAAAGCUGCAGGAACAUCUCCGACAGCUAUCAAUACUCUUCAGAAAACUGAGACUAGUCUAUGACAAAUGCAAUGAAAACUGUGCUGGGCUUGAUCCUGUUCCCAUAGAACAACUUAUUCCGUAUGUUGAAGAAGAUGGCUCCAAGCACGAUGAUCGUGGUGCUGCAAGUCAGCUUCGUUUUGCUAGUGAAGAGAGAAGGGAAAUCAUGGAAGUUAAUAAGAAACUGAAACAGAAGAAUCAGCAGCUGAAGCAGAUCAUGGAUCAGUUACGGAAUCUCAUUUGGGACAUAAAUGCCAUGUUGGCAAUGCGGAACUGAACAAGGGAAAUCAAACUUUGUAAUUGGAAAAGAUAAGCGUUUGUUUUGAUAUGCCUAAUUUCUUUCUAAAAGCAGCAUGUUUUCCCACAACCAUAUUUCAGUAAUGUUUAAAAAGUCUUCAAGAUUAAAAUGUUGGAUUUUUGUAAUAACUUAAGUAGUAUUGGCCUUGUUUUUAUAAAAGAUUCAUCCUACAGGUUUUACCUGAGUGAUUCACUUAGGCUGAAUAUAAUACAGCCUAAGUAAUUUACAGUAAUAAUUUGGAUUGCUAUGCAAAUGGGUUUUUUAUAAAUCAAGUGUUUCUAGGUUUCUAUAAUAAUGCACUUAACAGUGUUUUAAAAACAUGUGUUUGCAUGUCAUUCUGCAGUGAAAAUCACCUCUACAGACAGGAAAAGUUGCCUUACAGAGAAGUCACUCUAGCAAGUUACAGAACCAAAAUAAGUGAUCAGAUAUUACAAUGCAAUAUGUUUCCCUAUUGUGGGAACUAAACUACAGACUACUACACCAUAUAUGUUCAUCUUAUUCUAUAUCCUAUCACUGGAUAUAUGUUAUAUGAGAUAAUCAGAGCAAAAUUCAAAAGCUACAUAGAAGUACCCCUAUAUCCUUAUGGAUAUAAUUAAGUCUUUUUAAGCAAAGACUACAUACGUAUAUUCUCAACCUUAACUUCUCUGAAACUACAUGUUAUAAUUUCUUGACUACUGCUCCAGCUUUUGUAUGGUGUAGUAUUCCUAUAGCAUCAUGUCUGGUUGGAGUACUUCAGCUUUGUUUACCAGAAUGCACUGAAUAAUGCCUCAUUAAUCUUUUCCCUAUGACUGCCAGCCCUAGAAAACUUUGGAGUCUAUGAGCAGUUCAUUAUUUUGAAUUAAUCAUCAACCUUCAUCUUUCUUUGUUCUGCCUCUGGUAUUCCUCACAAUUUUCAUUAGCCCUGGAAAUAUUUUUAAUCAUUUGCGUUAUCCACAGAUUCUGCCAGUGGACUAUGUGUCUCUUUUUCCAGAUGAAAGAAUCUGUAAAAUAAUACUAUUUCAGUACAAAUCCAUAGGGUGCUCUACUGUUAAUAUUUGCCAAGUUGAAAACUGCCCAUCCUCAUGAUUUGCUCCUCAUGUAUUGCUUUUAACUCUCUAAUUCCAUGCCCAGUCAGAUUCCAUAAUGGUUUUGUGAUAGAUUUGUUCAGAACCUGAAGAGUCCAGUUAAAUGGUAUCCUUUUAAAAGAUAUCCCCUUUACAAUACGGGGGAUUGAUACUGAAUUAUGAUUGACUUGAGAUGGAUGGUUUUAAAAAUGUUAUACUGAUUUGUUGUUCUGUUAGUCCUUUUUUAUUUCAUUUUUUUAAUAAUUUCAACCCAUUUGUCUACUUCUUGAGGUAAAAAUCACUGGCCUGUAAUAGAUGUGGUCACACCUGGUUAACAAUAUAUGACUUUCCCCUGAAAUUAGGUACAACAUAGUUAUCUUUUAUUUCUCCUUUUGAAGGCUUUAAAUCUGACAGAUGAAUGGACACCCGGGCUUAUAAUUGGAAAUAAACAGAGUGGGAAAAUGUUGGUUUUGAUUAGUUUACCCAGUGCUGAAAGUGAUAUGUAACUAUGGCAAUACCUAGACGUGAGUCGAUGUGGAAACACCUUAGAAAUAAGGUCGCUUUCUUUUCUCCCGUAUUGCAGAGGGGAGAGUGGGUGCCUCGCUCGGUGGCAGAACUGUUGGAGUCUCAUUUAGACUGACCUCUGGCUGCUUGGUCAGGAAUAAUGGUUGAAAACAGAUCAAAAUUUUGAAGAAAGCUUUUGAAAAGGAGAUGAAGACUGAAAGCAGAGAGAUUAUUUUUUUGUUUGUUUAAGAUGCAGGCACAUUUUUGUAUUUGCAAGGCACAGUGGCAGCUUUCUCUUCAGUGUGUGUAUAAGCAUGUAUCCAGCCUAGAAGAAGUAUUUGAAAUGGAUUUUGAAAUGGCACCAAGAUCUUAAUUAUGAGUGUGAAAUUCUCAGUAUGUAGUAUUUUCUUCUAUUUUUGGAACGAUUAUGGAAAAUUGAGAUUAGUCUAGACAUUACUGCCUGCAUACUAUCUGUGUAUUCUUACUGAAUGUCUUUAAAGUUUGUUGACUUUUUUGUUGCGUAUAAACUGCAGAAGUAACUCAAAAUGUGAAUAAAAGUCCAAAUAUUGCAAUUGGA
Molecule: messenger RNA, 2907 nt
Organism: Calidris pugnax (ruff)
Lineage: Eukaryota; Metazoa; Chordata; Aves; Charadriiformes; Scolopacidae
Gene: MED30
Product: mediator complex subunit 30
Exons: 5
Coding region: 223-762 (179 amino acids)
Biological process (GO): positive regulation of DNA-templated transcription
Cellular component (GO): mediator complex
Molecular function (GO): transcription coregulator activity
Source: RefSeq, a predicted model, not a curated record